Messenger RNA from Schistosoma mattheei, 1890 nucleotides. The record is from the annotation of a GenBank genome assembly. Lineage: Eukaryota; Metazoa; Platyhelminthes; Trematoda; Strigeidida; Schistosomatidae.
AUGAAAAUCAUUAUCACUAUUCUGUUUUUUGUCUUUAUACUUUCUAGUUUAAUAAUCAAAGGAUUUCGUAAACCUGUUGAAUUUAACGAUAUAUGGCGAUUAGAUUCACAGCAUUUAUCAGUCAAUGUAUCAAAGAUAUUCUUAACUAACUUGGACAAAUAUUUAAUACCAAAUAAAUCAACUAAUAAUUAUCUUGAAAAACGUCGUGCUUCUAUGGGAAAUAAUAUACAUCAUGGUACUAAUGAUUCAUCAGAUAGUGAAUUUCGACGUAGAUCAGCACAAAGUAUUCUUGGCUUUGGUAUUCCACAACAUAAUAAAUAUUUAUAUAAAUCUGGAUUAACAAAUACCUAUUCAGAUGAGAUGAAUAUAAGAAGAGCUAGUGAAGGUAUUGCUUUAUUGAAUAAUAAUAAAACAUCACUUCAAAUUAACAAUAAUGAUAUUCAUCUCGAAACUGAUUUAAACCAUAAAACUCAACAAAAUGAAUCAUUACAAUCAAUUGAUAAUCGAAUGGAUUCAAUAAAUCAUGAUUUACCAUCCAGUACUAUUAUAGGUUUUUCUAAAGAUCAACCAACACGUCGAUCUGUACGCAUACAUGUUGGUACUAAACCAGAAUAUAUACCGGAAUUAUCAGAGAUAAAUACAGAUUCUGCAAGUUAUACACCGAUAAAUGAAAAUUCCGAAUUCUUUAUGAAAGAGAUCGAUCAUAAAUCACCUAUUAAUGACCAAUCAAACAAUCAUCUAAUUAAAGGGAAAACUGUUACUACAAAUGAUGAAUUAAAUAAAUCGAUUGAAAUUAAUCAAAUUAAUCCAGUAAUGAUGAAAUCAUCCUCAUCCUCAUCCUCAUUAUCAUUAUCAUCAUCAUAUCUAUGUCAUUGUUUCUCUAUUAUUUGUAUUCAUAAAAUGAAAUUUAGUUUAUUAUAUGCAUUAAUGAAAACUUAUGGGAAAACAUUAUUAUGGUCAGCAUUUUUAAAAUUUUUAUAUGAUAUAUUAGUAUUUGUUAAUCCAUUAUUAUUAAAGUUAUUAUUGAAUUUUCUACAAAAUACUCAAUCAGAACCAAUAUGGCAUGGUUAUUUAUAUGCUAUAGCAAUAUUUAUUGAUACAUCUGUACAAUCAUUAAUAUUACAAAGUUACUUUCAUAUUGUAUUCAAACUUGGUAUGAAUAUUAAAACAGCAAUUACUGCAGCUGUAUACAGAAAAAGUCUACGAUUAAGUAAUAAAGCUCGGUAUCAAUCAACUACUGGACAGAUUAUGAAUUUAAUGUCAUCUGAUGCACAACAAUUUGUCCAAUUAAUGCCAUUUAUAAAUAUUCUAUGGUCGGGACCAUUUCAAAUAACAAUUGCUAUGGUAUUUCUAUGGAGAGAAUUAGGGCCUUCUGUAUUGGCUGGUGUCGCUGUUCUAUUGUUACUUUUACCACUUAAUGUUUUGGUAGCACGUCGAUCAAAAAUCUUUCAAGAGAAGAAGUCUUCAUGUGCAGAUAGUCGAAUAAAGUUUAUUAACGAAUUGAUGAAUGGUAUACGAGUAUUAAAACUUUAUGCUUGGGAACCAUCAUUUAUGAGAGAAAUUGGUCUUAUUCGAGAUCAAGAAGUUAAAUAUUUACGAAAAUUCACAUAUCUUCAGUCUUUAUCGUUUUUAUGGCAUUGUACACCAUUUUUUGUUGCUAUUUCUAGUUUUGGUGUAUAUAUAUUAACAUCGGAUAAGAAUAUAUUAGAUGCCCAAAAAGCUUUUGUUUCAUUAUCUCUAUUCAAUAUACUUCGUUUUCCAUUAUUUAUGUUUCCAAUGAUUAUAAGUAAUUUAGCACAAUGUUAUGUUUCUAUUGGUCGUUUGACUAAAUUUUUGGCUCAUACAGAACUUGAUAUGGAAUCUUAUUCAAAAGAGGAUACACUGGUAUAG